AUGCAAUAUUCGCCUCAGAGUUUGCGUACAUGUGCCUUUUUUCGCCUUUCAAGUAUCGAAAAUCCAGCUCGCCUAAAAAUCGCUGCAUUGUACGCUCAGCAAGUAGAAUCCCCGUCACUUCGUGGAGAUGCAGGAGACGAAGGGCCAGACGUCGUCGGUGCUACGAAAACAGCAGAAACCGGCACGACUGAGGGCGAGACCAAGAACCGCGACACGGCCGAGCCGAAGUCGCCAGGUGUUGGAGAGGAGGCGACACGUGCAACGCCAGAUGACGAGUUGGCGCAACCGAAACAGCGGUCAAUGAGCGGAACACGAGGACGAGCAACACCUGUAAAAGCGGUGGAGCCACAGAGCUGGCAAUACAGUCAGAAUACCCGCGUAGCAGUGGAUCCAGCGACGACAAACCGACCCUUCACUCGAGCGGAGAGACGGCGACUAGAGACGCAUUCGGCGACACGCAGUUUGGAUCAGCGUGCUGAAACGGCCCUUGAAGAAGCGACGCAGUCGUCCAAGACUGUGCGGAGAGAACCAACUACUGAACAACUGGCAAGUGACGAGAAGAUGCUGACGACACGGACAGAGAACUCGGAAGCAAAGGAGACACCAGGAACUCUCGACGGCAGUGAAGCUAAAGGAGACCGCUAUGUGAGAAGACCUACGGCACCUCGAAGCAGAGAAAUGCGCCAAGAGACAACAGUGCAGUACCGCAACAACCGGAGAGUCGACGACGAGCAGAUGGAGCACAGCGUGAUGAAGCAAUUCGCGGUGAAAAUGAACGUGACGAGCAUGUACGAGCUAACGGUGGACGAUUCGGCAAUGGACAGCGCCUUACAAUGUCGAGCGUACAACACAGAGAACGUGAAGUGGUAA
Messenger RNA from Phytophthora nicotianae INRA-310, 870 nucleotides. RefSeq lists its product as hypothetical. The record is from RefSeq and is a predicted model, not a curated record. The coding region runs from base 1 to 870 and encodes 289 amino acids. NCBI's taxonomy places the organism in Eukaryota, Oomycota, Peronosporomycetes, Peronosporales, Peronosporaceae. The transcript is spliced from 4 exons.